Paramormyrops kingsleyae is the source of this 1686-nucleotide messenger RNA. RefSeq names its product proteasome 20S subunit alpha 5 (gene psma5). Gene Ontology annotation, biological process: proteasome-mediated ubiquitin-dependent protein catabolic process. NCBI's taxonomy places the organism in Eukaryota, Metazoa, Chordata, Actinopteri, Osteoglossiformes, Mormyridae. Gene Ontology annotation, cellular component: proteasome core complex, alpha-subunit complex; proteasome core complex. The record is from RefSeq and is a predicted model, not a curated record.
UUCACCUUCGGAAGGAAAUAAUCGUGCACUUCCGCUACACUCUCGGCGAAACGCAAAUUCAUACGACGUUGAAUUCUUUUUUUAAAUUUCAUUUUCUCCCCUGUUUUAAGUCCGGCGAGAUGUUUUUGACAAGAUCGGAAUAUGACAGGGGAGUGAACACAUUUUCUCCAGAGGGUAGAUUGUUCCAGGUGGAGUAUGCCAUCGAAGCCAUCAAGCUGGGCUCAACGGCCAUCGGAAUCCAGACAUCUGAGGGGGUGUGCCUGGCCGUAGAGAAGAGGAUAACAUCACCGCUCAUGGAGCCCAGCAGCAUUGAGAAGAUCGUGGAGAUUGACUCUCACAUCGGCUGUGCCAUGAGUGGCUUGAUAGCUGAUGCAAAGACGCUGAUCGACAAAGCGAGAGUGGAGACGCAGAACCAUUGGUUCACCUACAAUGAGACCAUGACAGUGGAGAGCGUCACCCAGGCUGUGUCCAACCUCGCGCUGCAGUUCGGGGAAGAGGACGCUGACCCCGGCGCCAUGAGCCGGCCCUUUGGUGUAGCACUCCUCUUUGGGGGACUGGAUGAGAAAGGUCCCCAGUUGUACCACAUGGACCCAUCCGGCACCUUUGUCCAAUGUGACGCGCGAGCCAUUGGCUCCGCCUCCGAGGGUGCCCAGAGCUCACUGCAGGAAGUGUACCACAAGUCCAUGACGUUAAAAGAAGCAAUGAAGUCCUCCCUCACCAUCCUGAAGCAGGUCAUGGAGGAGAAGCUGAACGCAACGAACAUUGAGCUUGCCACAAUAGAACCAGGGAAGACCUUUCACAUGUACACCAAGGAAGAGCUUGAGGAAGUCAUCAAAGACAUCUGAAUGGUGGUGCCAUAUGAAUCUUCCUGGAGCAGCUGGCUGAAAUAAUUAGCUUCCUCUCAGCAACUUUUUUUUUUUUUUUUUUGUGGCAUAUUCCAGUCCAGAAUGGAGCCAGUUGGUUGUGAUGUUUAUUUUUCCUUUUCCCCUAGUCUUGAAGAUUUUUACAGAUCUGUACAAAACCACAGAACCACAUCAACAGGGAAUUGCUGGGAGCUGGAAGGGUGUUGAGGGGAUUGGGGGGGGGGGGCUUUUGUUACUAUGUCUCGGCUUGACAAUAAAAGCGUUACACCCGGAACAUUGAGAGCUAUGUGUGCGUUUCUGUGGAAAUGUUUAUGGACGUCGCAGUCGAGAUUUGAGCAAAUGAAUGCAUUAGCCUAUUGAGGUUAUAUCUAGGGCCAUUAUGACAUUAAAAAUAAAUCAACUUGCCUGUACAUUCUUCAUGUGACAUUGAAAUGAGUGCUGCUUUCGGCAUGCAUUGGUUUAAUUUGCAAGGGCUUGAAAAUAUGCUCUCCCUUUGUCUGUGCUGUUAGGCAUUAUUUUGCAUUUUUUUAAACUGUUGCUUGGAAACCUAUUAGGACAACAGCUCUGUGAAGUAGACGUUUGUGCUUUCCCUUGUCCAUGCAUACAUGGAUGCAAGCGGAACCACUUGAUUGGCCAUCUGCAUGGGAAGGAACCAAAAUGUCUUGUGUGUAUAUAUAUGUCAACUUAGAUGUUUUUGUCUGGGCUGUGAAUGUGAAAAAUAUGUUUUAAUUUUAAAAGAAGUAUGAGAGUAAUGUCAUUGAUUUGUGUAGGAUCACCACAGUGCUGGAUUUUAAUUAUUAAAGUCACAAUUGCCAGUCAUUAA